AUGCUUCGAGUCACAGCACUGGGUCUUUUGUUUGCGUUAUUUGACGUUGCGAAGGCUGCGGUUUCAUCAUCGUAUGCAGUCUGGGCUGCGGAUUCAGCUAUAUUUCGGGGUCAGGGAAACGGCAUCGUGAAUGGAGCACCGGGUUGGAGCUACGAACACGGAGAAUUCCAGUGGGCUCUACGGCUACUCUACGAAUCGACCGGAAACGUCUCCUACUUCAACUACAUAAAGAAUGGUGCAGACACUAUUUUGAGCAAUGAUGGUAGGACUAUUGCGAAGUAUAAUGUUUCAGAGUACCAACUCGAUUCAUUAAGAGUUGGGCCUACAUUUCUAUACCUGCAUGAGCAGACUGGAGACAGGAAGUAUAGAACAGCCGCAAAUGUCUUAAGAAGGCAGUUUAAUACCCAUCCUCGUACUCCCGCCGGUCAGUUUUGGCACAAGGCCCAGUACUUCGAUCAAGGAUGGCUCGACGGCGUGUACAUGGGAGACGUGUUUUACGCAGACUAUACUAAUAGGCUUGAACCCAACAAUCGAACUGCGUGGGACGAUGUCAACCUGCAGCUUUCGCUGAUGUACGAGAACACGGUCCAAGUCCCGAGCGAUGCGAACUAUACAGGGCUUCUCUAUCAUGGCUAUGACGCAUCCUUCACUGCUGUCUGGGCAUCGCCUGAUCGUGGUCACUCUCUAGAGGUCUGGGAUCGUGCCUUGGGAUGGUACUUCAUGACACUCGUCGACCUGCUUGAUUUCGUCCCAGUGCAGAAAACUUUGCAUACCACCGCUCUGAAACAGCUGCAAACACUCGCUCCAUUCCUUGUCGCUCAGGCUGAUCCUGUGUGGUGGCUCGUCAUCACCGAGCCUGGUCGCGAAGGGAACUACUUCGAGAGCAGUGCAGCGGCAAUGUAUGUGUAUUCCCUUUUGAAGGGCCUAAGGCUUGGAUUUCUCGAUGAUCCAGAUGGAGGCAUAUUAGCUGUGGCGAAAGCAGCAUACAAAUACAUGUUGGACCACUGGGUAGUUGACAACGGUGACGGAACAAUGGAUUGGAAGGGCACUGUCAUAGUUGGCACCCUUGAUGGUGCUGCAGACUUUAAGCAAUAUAUUAGUCAGGAGGUCGAUACCAAUGACCUCAAGGGAUUAGCAGCCUUCGUCCUUGCUAGUAUUGAGUAUGAAAAGCUCUAAUGUUUUUGUCUGCAAACUUAUCCAAACACCAGCACUCCUGUUCAGACGCCUGAAUUUUAAAGGCUUCUUCAUGCACGUGUCAUAGUUAGUGCUCUUGCACAAUGAUUAUUAU
This is a messenger RNA of Fomitiporia mediterranea MF3/22, 1288 nucleotides long. RefSeq names its product Six-hairpin glycosidase. Gene Ontology annotation, biological process: carbohydrate metabolic process. The coding region runs from base 1 to 1176 and encodes 391 amino acids. The transcript is spliced from 9 exons. The record is from RefSeq and is a predicted model, not a curated record. Lineage: Eukaryota; Fungi; Basidiomycota; Agaricomycetes; Hymenochaetales; Hymenochaetaceae.